AUUCCUAAAAUAAAUGUAAACACCGGAUAUAACCUAACUAAAUCUAAAAAAACUGGUUAAAAAUUAUGUUAAAUAGAACCGUAUUAAUUUCUCAAAGAUGCUUUUCCCAAAAAUCUCUAAAGUUAAAGGAAAGCCAAAAAAUGUUAUCCUGGUUAAUACAUUCGUACGGUGAUAUAAACGAACUUCAACUGGAAUCUAAAAGACUUCCUAUUAUAUACAAUCCUGAAGAAGUUUUAGUACAAGUUAAAGCAGCCUCGUUAAAUCCAAUAGAUUUAUUUAUGCUGGGCGGUUACGGGAAAACAUCUUUUCAAGUAUUAAGAAAGGCAGAAUUAGAGUUUCCUUUGACCCUUGGAAGAGAUUUUUCAGGUACAAUAAUAUCUAAGGGCCAUGGAGUUAGCAAUAAGUUCAAUGUUGGAGAUGAAGUUUACGGUUUUGUACCUAUUCACAAACAAGGAAGUUUUGCUGAGUUUGUGCUGGCAUCAGGUUGUCAUAUAUUACCAAAGCCAAAGCACUUGACACAUGAACAAAGUGCAUCACUGGUUUAUGCCUCAAUGACUGCAUGGAGUGGACUAUUUAUAGCUGGAAAUCUUCUAAUGAGACAGAAGGAAGGUUUAAGGGUAUUAGUAUUGGGCGGUUCUGGUGGAGUAGGAACUGCCGCAAUUCAGCUACUAAAGUCUCAAGGAUGCAUAGUAUACACCACUUGCUCAAAAGAUGCUGUAGACUUCGUCUCUUUAUUGAAACCAGAUUUUGUAUUUGAUAGAAGUGAUCCAAAUUUUAUUAAAAAUGUAGAAUUAGAAGGAAAAUAUCAUGUCAUCUUAGAUGCAGCUAAUAUGGGAAUUCAUAACAUUCCAAAAUCAUGGAAUUUUGAAUCCUAUAUUACAUUAAAUUCACCACUUUUAGUAAAUAAUGAUAACUAUGGGUUAACUUUUGGUCUUUUGAAGAGUGCAAAAGACUUGUUUGAAGCAAAUAUUACCAAUAUAUGUAAUGGAAAAACUGUAAGAUGGGGUUAUUUUGUUCCAUCAAACUUUGGAUUUCAGUUUUUACAUAGACUAGUGUGUGAAGGCAAAAUAAAUCCAGUUAUUCAAAAACAGUUUGGUUUUGAUGAUUUGCCUUGUGCUAUAGAAACUCUUAAGUCUGGCCAUGCAAGAGGAAAACUUGUGAUAACUUAUGAUAAUUAGACUUAAUAAAAUGUUAAUCAGCACUAGAUAAUUAUUUUUAAAAUUAAAUAUCAAAUUAAAAGAC
Messenger RNA from Sitophilus oryzae (rice weevil), 1242 nucleotides. Its product is annotated as reticulon-4-interacting protein 1 homolog, mitochondrial. Gene Ontology annotation, molecular function: oxidoreductase activity. Bases 66 to 1178 code for a protein of 370 amino acids. Lineage: Eukaryota; Metazoa; Arthropoda; Insecta; Coleoptera; Curculionidae. The transcript has 6 exons. The record is from RefSeq and is a predicted model, not a curated record. Gene Ontology annotation, cellular component: mitochondrion.